CCCCCCCUGCUUCCGGCAUUAGCUGUAGUCUCUCCCGUUACACGGAGACACAAAGACUUGGUGGUGGGCAUUGCGGAGGGAUGGACGCGGCUUGACAGGCAUGCCAAUGCCUCAGAGAGUGUUGUCUGCCAGCCGCUUGUCAUGUGAGCUGCCCCUGGAUGUGUCAUGGGCCCCUGGGGUCGCGCAGGAUGCUUGCACCUUGGACAGCGACUGACGUUAACUUGCUCUUGAGAAAGGGGUGCAGGUGCUUUGGGGCUACUGAAUGACAGCCCCGCAGCCCCAACAUGGAGGCGGUGGGAGACUUCGAGUACUGCAGGAAGGACCUGAUCGGGCAUGGAGCCUUCGCCGUGGUGUUUAAAGGGCGGCACAGGAAGAAAACAGACUGGGAGGUGGCUAUAAAGAGCAUCAAUAAAAAGAACUUAUCAAAGUCACAGAUCCUGCUUGGCAAAGAGAUCAAAAUUCUGAAGGAGCUGCAGCAUGAAAACAUUGUGGCUCUUUAUGAUGUCCAGGAAUUACCCAACUCUGUUUUCUUGGUCAUGGAGUACUGCAAUGGAGGAGACUUGGCAGAUUAUUUACAAGCCAAAGGAACUUUGAGUGAAGACACCAUACGAGUCUUUCUGCAACAGAUCGCAGCUGCCAUGCGGGUGUUGCAUAGCAAGGGCAUUAUCCACAGGGACCUGAAGCCUCAAAACAUACUUCUCUCGUAUGCCAGUCGGAAGAAGUCAACUUUUAGUGGCAUCCGGGUAAAGAUUGCGGACUUUGGCUUUGCACGUUAUUUACAGAGUAACAUGAUGGCUGCCACAUUAUGCGGAUCCCCAAUGUACAUGGCACCAGAAGUUAUUAUGUCCCAACACUAUGAUGCAAAGGCUGACCUGUGGAGCAUAGGAACUGUCAUUUAUCAGUGUCUGGUUGGCAAGCCACCUUUCCAGGCCAAUAGCCCUCAGGAUCUCAGACUGUUCUAUGAAAAGAAUAAGAACCUAGUCCCGAGCAUUCCUGGAGAAACCUCUGCUUACCUAUCCAACUUGCUGCUGGGUUUACUUCAGAGAAACCAAAAGGACAGGCUAGAUUUUGAGGGAUUUUUCAGUCAUCCUUUCUUAGAUCAGGUCUCCACAGUCAAAAAGUCCUGCCCUGUCCCAGUGCCCACGUACUCGGGGUCAAGUAUUUCGGGCAGCUCCUGUGGAAGCUCACCAUCUUGUCGCUUUGCAUCUCCUCCUUCUCUGCCAGACAUGCAGCAUAUCCAGGAAGAAAAUCUGUCAUCACCACCAUUGGGUCCUCCAAAUUACUUACAAAUCUCCAAGGACUCUGCCAGCACAAGCAGCAAGAACUCUUCAUGUGACACAGAUGACUUUGUCCUGGUACCAAGCAACCCCUCCUCUGACCACUCAUAUGAUAUGCCUACAGGGACAGCCGGGCGCAGGGCGUCUAGUGAGUUCUUGAUGUGCGGAGGGCAGUCUCCCUUGAAUAUAUCUGGCGUUUCUGGACAAACACAGAAGGCCCCUUGUAGCGCCUCUCGCUGUAGCUCUUCAACUGUUACUACCAGACAGAACCAGCCUCAGACGUCACCACGCAGCGAGACGGCACCUAUUCCUGUCCCAACACAGCUACGGAACUAUCAACGCAUCGAGCAGAAUCUUUCAUCCACUGCUAGCCCGACAUCUAACCCGCAUGGGUCACCCAGAUCAGGGGCAGUGAGACGUUCCAAUACCAGCCCCAUGGGCUUUUUAAAGGUUGGUUCUGGGUCUCCAAGUUCAGCAGACGUGGUGUCGGCUACUGGACGCCGUCUAUCCACUGGCUCUUCACGACCCUAUUCUCCAUUAGUCGGAACCAUCCCAGAGCAGCUUGGACAUUGUUGCUGCGGUCAUGCUCAAGGCCAUGAGUCCAGAAGUAGAAGCUCUUCAGGAGGUUCCCCAGUGCCACAGUCGCAGUCGCCUCAGUGUUUGCUGGGUGGAAGACUGCCGAGUGCCCCGACCCUCACAGACAUCUACCAGAACAAGCAGAAGCUAAGGAAGCAACAUUCGGACCCAGUCUGUCCCUCAUAUGCUGGACAUGGCUUUAGUCAUUCUCCACAGCCACCACGACCCGUCAGUCUUGGAGCAUCUCCUACAAAACACAUGGGAUCAUCCCCAAGGAGUUCAGAAUGGCUAUAUAAAAGCCCCUUACCCACCAUCAUAGGAUCACCGACCAAGGCAACUGCUCCAUUCAAGAUCCCUAAAACACAAGCCUCAUCAAAUCUUCCCGCUUUGGUUACUCGUCAGGGACCUGUAGACACCCUCGUACAGGUCAAAGACUUGUUGGAACCAAGGGAUUGCUCUCAUUUCCAUUGCCCACAUGGGAGUGAAAAGCCAGGCAGUGCAGAACAUGGCAAAGCAGUGUUUGGAAGGUCUGUGAGUGCCGGGAAACUGUCAGAUCAGACCAGCAGAACACUCCUGGGAGGACAGCAUUACCAGGGCAGCACAGACAGCCUGAACGCUGAGCGUCCCAUGGACACGGUCCCUUCUGGUGCUACAGGUAGUGUCCUCACAGUGCCGGUGAUGCCUCAUAGAGCAGUGAUGUUCACUGUUGGGUCUCCUCCCAGCAGCGCCACCCCUCCUACGUGUACUCACAUGAUGAUGAGGGCUCGCGCCACUUCAGUUGGUUCAAACAGCUCUGGUGGCUCCCUGUGCUCCACUAGUGGCCGCGUGUAUAUGGGAUCCCCAUCCGGAAUUCACAUGGGCUCCUCUCCUCCUGGAGCAGAUGCAGCACCAGCUCUAAGAUACAUGUCCUAUGGCACAUCACCACCUAGUCUAGAAGAUUUCAUAACAUUUGAGGCCCCUGACCUCCCUGAGGAAACGCUCAUGGAGAGGGAACACACAGAAACUCUCCAACACCUCAAUCUGAUGCUUGCCUUCAUCGAAUGCGUCAUGGAGCUGACUACAAGCCGUGGUUGUAAUACUGAUCUCUGCUGUUCUGCUGUAUCCCUUUACCAGAUACAGGAAAGCGUAGUGGUAGAUCAGAUAAGCCAGCUGACCAAAGAAUGGGGACAAGUGGAACAGCUGGUACUGUACAUGAAAGCCGCUCAGAUCCUGGCAUCCUCCCUACAGCUUGCCAAAUCGCAGAUCAAAUCAGCAAAGUUGACCCCUUCAAGUGCUGUAAAGCAAGUGGUGAAGACCAUGAAUGACCGAUACAAGUUCUGCAUCAGCAUGUCUAAGAAACUGACUGCGCAGCUAAAUCGCUUUUUCUCCGACAAACAGAGAUUUGUGGAUGAGAUCAACAGCGUCACAGCAGAAAAAUUAAUCUACAAUUGCGCUGUGGAAAUGGUUCAGUCAGCUGCACUAGAUGAGAUGUUCCAGCAGACAGAAGAUAUUGCUUAUCGCUACCACAAAGCAGCACUUCUUUUAGAAGGCCUAACAAAGAUCCUACAGAGCCCUGCAGACAUUGAGAACGUCCAUAAAUAUAAAGCCAGUGUGGAAGGAAGACUGUCUGCACUCUAUGGAGCAGUGGCUUUGUAUGACUAGUAAUGGUAUCCAUUGGACUGCUGAAGAGCAAAGCAAGGGACCACUGUAGUGUAAUUCUGUGUAAAUAUACUUGUACAUCUGUAUCUGGAAAGAGGAACCAAAAUCUCCAUUGGUGGCUUUCCAGUUGGAAAUAAAUCAGGGGACUGCAGAAAGGCUGCCUUAUUUUAAAGACACUCCUCGCAAAACAUGCCUUUCAGUGUACAUGUAAUAUGGAAGGAAAUUUUUAACCUUGGAAAUGUUUUUUUGGCGAAUGAACUAUGGUUGCUCCAGGAAACGGAGUGGAGGUGAUGAAACCAGUAGGUAAACCUUCACAAGCAGCAACCCAGUAUUCCAGUAGUGAAGUGUUCAAUGUUUACCUACUCACAUAGGGUUUCUGGUACAACGUCUGAACCCAAAGGAUCCAUCCAACAGAAACGAAAGAGAAGCACUUUAUUUUGAGUAGGAAGAGAAGGCAAAAAAAUCCUGAAACUUGACCAUGCAGAGUCUUGGUUCAUUUACUCUCCUUUUGAUGUGGCUACUUGAUGUUCUACUUUUAAACCAAUUUAUUUUGCACUAAUUUCUUAAAACUGUAAAUUAUUAUCUUGUAUGGAACUCUUAUCAAUAUGAAAAGGCACAAUGGAUUUACUGAAAAAAAAAACUAAAAAGUUAUCAUUUCAUUGUAUGUAUCAAAAAAGUUGGAAUUUAAUAUGUAGCUUCCUAAAAACAAAAAAAAAGACUUGUGACCCUUUUGUAUCGAUUUGUCUAAUACUUGAUUAUUAAUAUGUUUGUUUUCAAUAACGUUUUAUUUUGUCGGUAUUUGCUUUAUAUACAGGUGUUGUGAGUUGCAUAUAUAUUGGUUUGUGCAUGUGCUAUGUACUAACUCUAGUUCUCUAAUCGGGUGUUAUCCUACCAGACGUAAAUUUGUUCCAUGGACAGUGUUAGAGAAGGAAAACCGUGCUGUAAUAUAGACAUGUGUGUGACUACUACUAUUCUGUUACGUAUUAAUAGACAGUAGCUACUAUCAAUUAUACCCCUAAAUCUGUAGUGUGGCCUGCAAAUGUUAGGGUGCAGUUCACAUGUCUUAACAGUAGAUGGCGCAGUAAGAGCAGCUCACAGCUAUGGCACCAAAGGUUAGUAGAAAAAAACUGCUGUGUGACCUGUAGGACAAGAGUCAUGGUCACUGGAGGCCAGUACUUGGCAAAGUUUUUUUUUUUAAAUUUUUUUAUAAAGAACAAUGGUGCCACACAUUCAUUUCAUGUGUAUAAUGCCACUUUUUUGUGGCAUUCCGUGGCCAUUUUGGAUAAGCCUUUUUGUCAUUUUUAAUUAUGUAAGGAAACUGCCAUAGCAAAAAUAGUCACACCUAAGUCCCAGGCCUUUCAAAUGGGCUCUUAUGCUUUUAUGUAUGUUUUCAUGGAAAAAAAAUUGAAAACAUUUUCACCCUUAAUGAAAAAAAAAUAUAUAAUAAUAAUAAUUUUUGUCACCCUUUUAAGUUUGUUGUUUUAGAUGUUAGGUUUUUGUGUGUAUUUUUUUUAGACGUAUGCAAGUAUUUCAUUUACAAAAAUCAUAACUGGCGCAGUGGUCAUUUUUAAAGGGAGUCCAUCACCAGUGACCUCCCUAUCAAGCUGUUUGCAUAGACACAUAGCUGUGGUUUCCCUGAUUAAUACGCUGUUUUUCUUUUGUAGAUCGGAGACUCCGUUCCAGGGUUAUGGAACUUUUUCUUAAUAUGCAAAUUAGGCCUUUGGUGCAAUGUAGAAGUCACCAUUGCUCCUGUUGCACACAAGCUUUCCUCCUUUCUGUGGCAAUUCCUUCCCUGGCUGGCCACAGAGAGGAAAGGGCAAAGGCGACACCCUCAUUGCACCAGAGACCUAUUUAGAAAAAGUAUCCUAACCCAGAAAAGGAGCCUCGGAUCAACAUAAGAAAAGCAGUGUUUUAAUUGGGUUACGCACAGCUAUGUGUCUAUGAAAACAGUGGUAUAAUCAGGUCGCUGGUGACAGAUUCCCUUACGUAAGUAGUGAAAAGCAAUUGGAAGUGACCAUGAAAUACCAGCAGCUUUAUAUGUGGUUAUGAUUCAUUAUCGUAUGUUUAUACUCACUCACUAAACUUCACGGAGGCACACUCCCAUGCGAAACUGAUCUCGAUGUCUGCUUGGUGAAUACGGCGCAUAUAUUAUUAUGAAUAUUAUGCAGAGUCUUCAUUUAUUAUGUUACUGGGUGAAAAAGCUCAUAUUUAAAGUUUUAAGUAUUUUGGAAAAUGUUAUUCUUUAGUUUUGCCAUAAUGAGUAUUGGAAUCAGUCAAUGUCCGACAGCGGUCCCACAUGACAACAGGCUUAUGUCCACUAUUAAAUCUGCCACAUUGAAAAUGCAGUGUACAGGCACCAUGGAGAUGGAGCCGGGCAGACUGAUACAUCUGAGCUGUUAAUCACUGCAUAGGACUGCCCAGGUGUAGGAAGAACAGAUUUUCCCACAAAUUGUGUAUGAAUCUGUUGCCCACAGAAAGGACCGCAUGUACACCAUGUGUGUGAGAAAUCUAAUUUUCAUCCGUAUCAUUGGGGGACACAGGCAUUGAGCAUGGGUAUAGCUGUUGCCGCUAGGAGGCGGACACUAAGCACACAGUGUAAGCUCCUCCCUCUUUAGCUGUAUCCCUUCCCGCAGGGACCAAGCUAAUCAGUUUUAGCUUAGUGUCUGUAGGAGGCAGACCUUCCUGCGUUGCAGGUCUGCUGAUUUACAAAUUUUGUCUUUUUAUUUUAAUUUUUUUUAUUUUUUAUUUAUUUUUUUUCUAGCGGGAAGCUUCAGGCAGUCUGGGUAAAAACUGCCUGCACUCCCACCCAGGAGACGGGAGACCAGGGGGUCACCCAAACCCCCUGCUCGUUCCCGCUCUCUAGAAGAAAAGGAGGACCAGAGGUCCCUGUAAAAACCUCAGUCUCCCGCCAGCAAGCGCAUCACCACGGCCGCCCCAGCGAAAGUCCCAUCUGUUGCAGUGUAGUGUCCCUCACCAAGGGGCCGCACACUGAAGGUAGUGAUCCGGCUGGAGUCGGGGACAGAAGACGUUGGACAGGCGAGUAGGAGCAGUGCUCCCCUCCGCCCUCCCUCCAGUAAGCCCCUCAGUGCCCCCUUCCAGGACCCCGGCAAGUAUUCCCUCCUCCCCACCUGUGGACUUGGGCAGCAAUCUCCUUUAAGGGUUAACAUACCCCCUGCUGCAGCAAGGAGGUGGCUGCUUUCUUUGUACAAGCCGCGCGUCUGCUGCGGCUUCCCGGGCUGAUGGUGUUCUCUGGAGUGCAUCGAGGGAGGAGGGGGCGGGGUUAUCCUGAAGAAGCACCGUUUCCUAUGUCGGCGCGUCGGCUUGGUUCUGGGGCAGCCGGGUCCAUUAUUAUUCGAGGCCCCGAUUUCUAUGUGGCCCGCGACUGUAGGCUUCCCUGCAGUGGCUGGGGAAGUCGGCGUGGGGGCGUGACCUGAGACCAGGGGCGUGACCUGGGAGGAUGGAUGGGUUCUGGAGUCGGCAGCAUUUUGGGGGUGGGGCUUGUGUUCACCCCGCCCCCACAUCAGCAGCAGAGCAGUGGUAGAGUGGGCUAUUUCCGGAUUUUUAAGGCUCCUGGCAGGAAAUGAGGGUCUGACUGACAUUUGGAGGGACACAGGCUGGGUAAGUGUUGUUUGUCCCUUCUUGCAGGGCCUAACCUUCCCAUUUGCCUCAUUGGGGUGACAGGGGUGUCAUUAUGUCUGAACCCAGAUCCCGAAGCAGGCGGUCCCGUUGGUGUGUCAUUUUGCCUGCGCAUCAUGUCGCGCAAAAUUUCCAUCCCCUCAGUCAGACUCCCUCUACUUUGUGUGUGCUGCGCCGCCAUCAAGCAGCUCUGCUCUGGACCCAUUGCUUCCCGCUGCCCGACCUACAGGAAGAACUGUAAUGGGCGCGUUCCCUGUCUAGGGUGGUACAGGAUGUCUCCAAUACCAACAAGGCUAUUGUGGAAGCUCAUUCGGCUCGGGCAGCGGGAGCCUCUUGCAUAACGGAGCUUCGGCCCUUCAGGUUUGCAAGGUCGUCUUUGCAUACUUUUUCUAAGUUUUACAGGGUGCACACCUUUGCAUCUUCUGAUGCUUCUUUGGGGCGCAGAGUUUUGAAAACAGCAGUUCUCUGAUUGGCAAGGGGGUUGUAGUUAAGCCCACCCCCAGGGACUGCUCUGGAACGUCCCAUGGUCAAUGCCUGUGUCCCCCAAUGAGACGGAUGAGAAAACUAGAUCUUUGUACUCACCGUAAAAUCUGUUUCUCUUCCGUUCAUUGGGGGACACAGCUCCCACCCAGUUUUUUGUUUAUGGGCCUUUUCAGGCCUGUGUGGUUCUGGGUUUGCACAUAAUGCGAUUUUCUUAUGUCUGGCUUCUCCUACUACUUUUGCACUAAACUGAUUAGCUUGGUCCCUGCAGGAAGGGUAUAGCUGAAGAGGGAGGAGCUUACACUUUGGGUGCUUAGUGUCCCGCCUCCUAGCGGCAACCGCUAUACCCAUGGUCAAUGCCUGUGCCCCCAAUGAACGGAAGAGAAACAGAUUUUACGAUGAGUACAAAUAUCUAGUUGUUUCCAGCCAAAUUUCCAUUAUAAUUUGUUUUUCUAAAUUCUGAUGCUUGAACCUUAUUGUAGCAGAUAUUUAGAAUUCUGCUAUUAUUGGUCAUAAAGUAAUACAUACACCAAUGCUGCAAUACAUUAUUUUAUUGCACCAUGUGUUUUAUUUUACUUGACAGACAUCUUUAUAUUGUUUAUCUAAAAUUCUGCCAAUUAAUUUGAAGUGUUUUAUUUAUGUACCUGCUUGUGAAAUAUACAGAUGCCUAUCUGUGCAUUUCUAGGUCUUUAAUACCGUGUUUCUACCUCUCGUUUGUAAACUGCAUGCAUUCUUCUUAAAUCUAGGUAACAACUCACAGAACCGUUGCAAAAAUAGCCUUUUUAUUAUGGCUUGUAUAAAUGUAUAAUAUGAGUAAAUAAAAGAAAUGGGGAAAAAGCUCA
Bufo gargarizans (Asiatic toad) is the source of this 8449-nucleotide messenger RNA. It is a transcript of the gene ULK2, whose product is annotated as unc-51 like autophagy activating kinase 2. NCBI's taxonomy places the organism in Eukaryota, Metazoa, Chordata, Amphibia, Anura, Bufonidae. The transcript is spliced from 28 exons. Bases 285 to 3494 code for a protein of 1069 amino acids. Gene Ontology annotation, cellular component: autophagosome; cytoplasm. Gene Ontology annotation, molecular function: ATP binding; protein serine/threonine kinase activity. Gene Ontology annotation, biological process: axon extension; autophagosome organization; positive regulation of autophagy. The record is from RefSeq and is a predicted model, not a curated record.